AUGUCGUUGAGGUCGAGUAUCUAUGAUUACAUGGAAGAGAAUGGGCGGACUUAUCAUGCGUUCAAUUCUGGGAAAUAUAUGUUGCCGAACGAUGAGCGAGAACAGGAUAGAUUAGAUCUUCAACACCACUCAUUCAGGAUAAUGCUUGAUGGAAAGUUGCACUUAGCGCCUCUUGCCAAUCCUCAACGAGUCCUUGACAUAGCUACAGGGACUGGUAUUUGGGCGAUUGAGUUUGCUCAAGAAUAUCCAGAAGCCGUGGUCAUCGGAACGGACCUUUCACCCAUCCAACCUGGCUACGUCCCACCAAACUGCCAAUUCCAAGUCGAUGAUGCAGAAGAAGAAUGGACGUUUCGAGAACCCUUCGAUUAUAUCCAUGCAAGAGCAAUUGUUACGUGCUUCAAGAACAACAAAACUAUGGCGCAGAAAAUCUUUGACGGUCUAGCGCCAGGAGGAUACUUUGAGUUGCAGGAUCCGAGUUUUCCGAUGAAGUGUGAUGAUGGGACGCUUGAGGGCACGGCUUUAGAGGAAUGGAACACCCUCCUAAUCGAAAGCAUGACCCGCAUCGGCCGCAACCUCCUCGACACGCACAACUGGGCGCAGCACCUCCACGACGCGGGCUUCAUCGACAUCGUGGAGCACAAACUGCUCGUCCCCGUGAACCCCUGGGCGCGCGGCAAGAAAAACAAACUGCUUGGAGCGAUCUCGCUGCAGAAUAUGACGGAGGGAGUCGCGAGCAUGAGUACGGCUGCUUUUACGAGGAUCUUGGGAUGGUCCCAGGAGCGGUUGGAGGUCUUUCUCGUGAGGGUUAGGGAUGAUUUGAGGAGUAAGGGGGUCCAUGCUUAUGGGGUGGUUUAUUUUAUUACGGCGAGGAAACCAUUGGAGUGA
This is a messenger RNA of Mollisia scopiformis, 885 nucleotides long. Its product is annotated as S-adenosyl-L-methionine-dependent methyltransferase. Lineage: Eukaryota; Fungi; Ascomycota; Leotiomycetes; Helotiales; Mollisiaceae. The transcript is spliced from 6 exons. The record is from RefSeq and is a predicted model, not a curated record. Bases 1 to 885 code for a protein of 294 amino acids. Gene Ontology annotation, molecular function: methyltransferase activity.